AUGGCAAUCUCGCCACGCAAAAAGACCCAUAUUACUGAAAUCAAUAUUAAAAGUUUUGCAGAAGAUUAUGUAAGUGUUGCUUUUACAAAUAUAUCUGUACGAUUCAAUUUAGACGAUUAUAAUUGUCCACUUAAUUUAUACGAUUACGUUUGUAAUGGAGUAAGAUAUCAUGCUUUUAAUGAGACGACUGUGUAUAUAGGAAAUCUAAAACAUUACGAAAGUUAUCCAAUUUAUGUUAAAAAGGAUGGAGUAACACUAUUCACAUAUUGUCAUAAAACAGAAGCAUCAGAUCCCAGUGAAGUACAAAAUUUAAAAAUAAUAGAUGCAACGGAUUCAUCAAUUUCAUUAUCAUGGAUGGUACCAAAAUAUCCUAAUGGUAUACUUCAAUACGUCGUGGAAUAUAAUCUUUAUAAAUAUAACUUUUGUAAGGAAUAUCUUGGAUUUGAUGAAAGGCCAAGUUUGGCAAUAACAACAAAUAAUACAAGCAUAACAUUGCAAAAGUUACUUCCAUAUACUGAAUAUCAGAUUACGGUAAGCGCAAUCACUGGCGAAAACAUGAAGAGCAGGAGAAUAUACGAAUGGGCCAACACUUCAGAGAGUGCUCAAUUGGACGAUAUUUCCGAAAUUUGGGUAGACACAACGAGGCCCUCAGCUUACGAAAUACAAGGAAAUAUAAAGCUUCAAGUAAAUUCCUGUGAGAAAAUCAAAGGCACAUUUUGUUAUAAAAUAAUAUGUAAUGGAACCAAUGUUUGGGAUUUAAGAGGUUUUGUACAAGAUGGUAAUUUUACUUCCAACAACAAUAUUAGUCAUAAUGUAUUGGUUACGGAAUUCUUAUUUGGAGCAAAACACAGAUUGAUUCCCUUCUCAAAGUACAAUUUGAAUGUAACAAUAUUUCGAUGUCAAAAUCCUCGUAGUAGUUACAAAAUGAUUUCAACAACGUACCAAACAUCAGCACAAGCACCUCCUCCAAUAAUAUUUGCGGAAAUAUAUGCCAAUGACCAAAGUAAGAUACAUUUGCGAUGGAAACAACCAUAUCCUCCUUUUGGUGAACUUGAGAUGUAUAUUUUACGUAAUCCAAGAUUUAAUUCAAUAGAAAUAAUUGAAAAACCAAAACCAUGUAAACUUUGGGAAGGUUAUAUAUGCCACGAAUAUUCAAGAACUAAAUAUUGGCCCCAGAUUGCGAUCAAAAACAAAGGUGUUGAGACAUUCAGUCCAUAUACCUUCUUCAAGCGUUGCGAUGAUGGCAUUCCAUCAGAACCUAGAAAUUUAAGCGUAAGUUUAGGCAACAAUAUGCAAUUAGAAGUGACAUGGCUGCAUCCACUGUAUCCUAGAAGCAGUACACUUUCUAUAUUUGAUUUAAAAUUGGAUAACAAAACUAUUGAGAAGAAAUCUUUUGGAAAUAAAAAAGAAUAUAAAUACCCGAUCACAAAUUGGGCUAACUAUUGUGGGAAAUCUAUAUCUAUAUCAAUAUCUGCUGUAAAGGAAAAUAAUCAAGAAAUAUAUAGUGUUCCAGCAUCUACUUAUUAUUUACUACCGUCGUGUGAGAAUUUGAUAGUUGAAAUUCCAGACACUGAAGUGUUAAAAAAAUUUCUGAACAAUUCAUUAAUAAUAAGGAUUCCAACAGAAAAUUAUACGCAAUACACCAGUAAUUUAGUUAUAUUAGCCAGGUCAGAAAAUGCAGAUAAAAUUCCCAAUUUUAAGUUCGAUAACUGUUCGUCGUUUGUUAAAUAUCAAAAUUUAAUAUUUAAUAAAAUAACCAAACAAGUUGUAAAAGUUAAGAAUGCUGAACGUUGUUGGAAUAUAUCGGUAAAGCAAAAUCGUAUAGAAGAGUGGAUAAUUUAUAAUAAGACCAACCAUACACUUAAAGAAACAUCAUCCAUUAAUGUGGAUUUAUUUAUUAUGAAUUCACGUGAUCAAUCUUAUCAUUAUGUGAUAAGAGACUUUAAAUUAAAAGCUGAUGUUUCACCAAGUGAUGAUAAAAGUAACUUAAUGAUAUGGGCAUUGAUUUUAGUUAUAAUUAUCAUUAUUUUGGUGUUAACUACUAUUUGGUACAGGAGAAAUAUUCCUACCAAAAUUAAUGAAUUUUUAUCCAAAUUAAAUUCUCAAUUUGAAGAUAAUCAAUCAUAUAAUUCACAAAUGAUUCCCUUAACACAAAGUGUAAAAACAUUAUCGCUGCCACGUAAUACACUGGAUGUUAAGAAAUUUAUUGAUGCAAAGAAAAUUAUUGCAAAUCCUAUUCAUAUUUCAAGUUUUAAGCAAUACGUUAAAGAAGCACUUGAAACAGGCGAAUUAGAACGACAGCAUAAGUUAUUUGUACGAGGCCAAACAAAACCAUGGAAUUAUGGCGUACGGCCAGAAAAUAAACAUAAGAAUCGAUAUUCAAAUUUAAUUGCAUAUGAUGAAACACGUGUGAUAUUACAAAAAAUUGAUGAUGAUCCAUUUUCUGAUUACAUAAAUGCAAAUUACAUCGAUGGUUAUGAACAUGAAAGAGCUUAUAUAGCCACUCAAGGACCAAAAGCACAAACACUUAAUGAUUUCUGGCGUAUGAUUUGGCAAGAAGGAUCGAUAUUUAUUAUUAUGUUAGCAAAUAUUCGAGAAUCGGGUAAAAAAAAAUGUGAGCAAUAUUGGCCAAAUAUUAACCAAGAAAUUGUUUAUGGGGACAUAAGUGUAAUCCAAGAAGAUAGUACUAUGUAUGCUGAUUAUGUUUGCAGAAAGUUUAAAGUUACUUUAAACGGUGAAUCACGACAGGUAGAACAAUUCCAUUUCGUUUCUUGGCCAGAUCAUGGUGUGCCAAUGUAUGCAAAAUCCUUAUUACCAUUAGCAAGAAAACUUCAUAGCAUUCCAUAUGAAACUCCCAUUGUAAUUCAUUGCAGUGCGGGAGUUGGACGAACGGGUACAAUUAUUUUGAGUGAUAUCAUGUUUCGAAUGGCAAGUAAAGUAGAGCAAGUAGAUGUUUUGUAUUAUUUAAAACAAAUACGAGAUCAACGCCCAAAUUUAGUCGAUAACAGUGAUCAAUAUAUACUGGUACAUUUAAUUAUUAUUGAAGGUUUGUUAACACAACAAACAAAUAUUCCGUGUGAAAAAUUAGAACAGAGAUUUGAAACUCUAUUAGAAGGAGACUAUAUAGCAAAACAAAUGGCGCAAAUUGAUGAAUGUAGAUGGAUGAAUUAUGGAAUGUCAAAACCAUCUCAGCGUGUAACUUUCAAUGAUAAUACAAAAGAAAAGAAUCGCUUUUCUGACAUUGUUCCAAUAUAUACUAAUGAUUUAAUAUACCUUACACCUCAAAGGGAUGAGGAAGGUUCUGAAUAUAUAAAUGCUGUAUUUGUCGAUGGUUAUAGACGUAAAGAAAAAUUUAUUGUUACGCAACAGCCUUUACCAAAUACCUUGGGAGAUUUUUGGAGAUUAGUUGUGGAACAAGAUAUCAAAUUCAUUGUGUCAUUAAAUAAAUUCAAUCCAAACAAUGAAACAGUAGCUGACAUUUGCCCACCAGUAAAUUGUGAAAUAUGUCCAAUGCCGUAUUUAAAAAUUAAGUACAUUAGUCUCGAUGCUUUUACAACAUUGCUAAUAAUUACAAAUUAA
Molecule: messenger RNA, 3579 nt
Organism: Chrysoperla carnea
Lineage: Eukaryota; Metazoa; Arthropoda; Insecta; Neuroptera; Chrysopidae
Exons: 23
Coding region: 1-3579 (1192 amino acids)
Biological process (GO): protein dephosphorylation
Molecular function (GO): protein binding; protein tyrosine phosphatase activity
Source: RefSeq, a predicted model, not a curated record